Molecule: messenger RNA, 3146 nt
Organism: Phragmites australis (common reed)
Lineage: Eukaryota; Viridiplantae; Streptophyta; Magnoliopsida; Poales; Poaceae
Product: homeobox-leucine zipper protein ROC4-like
Exons: 9
Coding region: 331-2682 (783 amino acids)
Biological process (GO): regulation of DNA-templated transcription
Molecular function (GO): DNA-binding transcription factor activity, RNA polymerase II-specific; DNA binding; lipid binding
Source: RefSeq, a predicted model, not a curated record
CACAUCGUCUCUUGACGCUUUUUGCACUCGGUGUUACUUAGGGUUUGACCAGUCAUCAGUGUACUCAUACUUAACGAGGGAGAUAGAGACGAGGGGAGAGGAGAGAGAGGAGAGAGAAGAAACUGGAAGUCUGUUGCUGCGAUGACUUGUGAUGUGUGCGGGUAGACUUGGGCGGAUCAGGCGUGAGAGCCCUUUUCGGGACUAGAAAAGGGGAAGGCUGCUGCUAGGCGUUCAGCGGCACAGCCAAGAAGCAGGCGCUACUGCUUGCCUUCUUUCCUGGCUCUCACCUCUUCUCCCAACGCUGAAGGCGACGAGGCCGAGGGGGACGGCAUGAGCUUCGGGGGUCUCUUCGACGGCGGCGGGGACGCGGCCGGCAUGCAGUGCCCGUACGGCGUCUCCCCCUCAUCGCCGGCUCUCUCCCUCGCGCGGGCGGACGCCGGACGCCGUCGCGACGGCAGCGGUGGGCAGAUGGGUUCGGUAGCCCACGGCGGCGGGAACGCGAAGGACGCUUCGGAGGUGGAGAACGAGAGCCUGUCGGUGAGCGAGCACCUCGACGCCGUCUCUGGCGGCGGCGAGGACGGGAACCCGCGCAAGCGCAAGAAGCGGUACCACCGCCACACGCCGCAGCAGAUCCAACAGCUCGAAGCGCUGUUCAAGGAAUACCCCCACCCAGACGAGAAGCAGCGGGCGGAGCUGAGCAAGCAGCUCGGCCUGGAGCCGCGGCAGGUCAAAUUCUGGUUCCAGAACCGGCGCACGCAGAUGAAGAACCAAAUGGAGCGGCACGAGAACUCGCUGCUGAAGCAGGAGAACGACAAGCUGCGCGCCGAGAACUUGUCCAUCCGGGAGGCUAUGAGGGACCCGGUGUGUGGCGGCUGUGGCGGUCCAGCGAGGCUUGGGGAGCUGUCCUUGGAAGAGCACCAUCUGCGCGUCGAGAACGCGAGGCUCAGGGACGAGCUCUCCCGAGUCUGCGCCCUCACAGCCAAGUUCAUCGGCAAGCCCAUUUCUCUCAUGGCACCGUCGCACAUGCAUCAGCCACAUCCUUUGGCAGGCUCGUCACUGGAGCUUGCAGUCACUGGUAUUGGUUCAAUGCCAUCGAGCACAAUGACCAUCUCGACGAUCUCUGGAUUUGCUGGCAGUGUGUCUAGCCCGAUGGGCACGGUGACCACACCCAUGGCGACUGCGCCGGCGAUGGUUGGCAUUGACAAGUCCAUGUUCUUGGAGCUUGCAGUGAGUGCAAUGGAUGAGCUUGUCAAGAUGGCACAGAUGAAUGAGCCAUUGUGGAUUCCAAGCGUUUCCUCUCCUGGCUUGCCCGCCAUGGAGAUGCUUAACUUCAAAGAGUACUUGAAGACCUUCUCACCAUGCAUUGGGGUGAAGCCUGUUGGGUUUGUGUCUGAGGCCUCUAGGGAGUCCGGCAUUGUCAGCAUUGACAGCAGUGCUGCUCUUGUGGAAGCCUUCAUGGAUGAGCAACGAUGGUCCGACAUGUUCUCUUGCAUCGUUGCCAAGGCAUCAACCAUCGAGGAGAUCUCAACUGGCGUUGCAGGAAGCAGAAACGGUGCAUUGCUGCUUAUGCAUGCAGAGCUACAAGUGCUUUCGCCUCUUGUCCCUGUAAGGGAGGUGACAUUUCUUAGGUUCUGCAAACAGCUGGCUGAGGGUGCAUGGGCUGUAGUGGAUGUUUCCAUUGAUGGAUUGGAGAGGGAACAGUGCCUAGUUGCAAACACGAAUGGCCGGAGGCUGCCUUCAGGUUUUGUGGUGCAAGAUACCCCCAAUGGCUGCAAGGUCACAUGGGUUGAGCAUACAGAAUAUUUUGAGGCUUCUGUGCACCCGCUGUACCAGCCUCUUCUCCGGUCUGGCCUCGCCCUUGGUGCAGGGCGGUGGCUCGCAACACUGCAGCGUCAGUGCGAGUGCUUGGCCAUCCUCAUGUCAUCAAUUGCAAUGCCAGAGCAUGACUCAGCAGCUGUUUUGCUUGAAGGGAAACGGAGCUUGUUGAAGUUGGCAAGGAGGAUGAUGGAGAACUUCUGUGCAGGGGUGAGAGCAUCAUCUGCUCAUGAAUGGAGCAAACUGGAUGGCUUGAUGUGCAGCAUUGGGGAAGAUGUGCGUGUCAUGGCAAGGAAGAGUGUGGAUGAACCUGGGGUGCCACCAGGUGUGGUGCUCAGUGCUGCCACAUCAGUCUGGAUACCUGUGACGCCGGAGCGGCUCUUCAACUUCCUGCGCGAUGAGGGGCUUCGUGCUGAAUGGGACAUCCUCAGCAAUGGUGCACCUAUGCAGCAGAUGCUACAGAUUGCCAAAGGGCAACUGGAUGGCAAUUCCGUAACUCUACUGAGAGCCAGCCCCACAAACACCAAUCGGGAUACCAUGUUGAUUCUUCAAGAGACAUGCACUGACAAAUCCGGUGCAAUGGUCGUUUACGCCCCAGUGGAUUUCCCAGCAAUGCAGCUUGUCAUGGGUGGAGGGGACUCGGCGUAUGUGGCACUCUUGCCAUCCGGUUUUGCCAUUCUACCUAGUGGGUCUAGCAUCAGCGGUGGUGGGCACAAGACAAACGGAUCACUGCUCACGGUUGCGUUCCAGAUACUUGUCAACAGCCAGCCCACUGCAAAGCUCACCGUGGAGUCAGUAGACACAGUUUUCAACCUAAUCUCUUGCACCGUCAAGAAGAUCAAGGUGGCGCUUCAUUGCGACGUCUAAUCUUGGAAAUGGGAUACUUUUGGCCUAGAGGGAACAAUUGGUGAUCAGCCUGAGUCAAGAACGAACCUCGAACAGAAGAAACCUUUGCUAGGUGCUACGGAUUGACAGGGCUGGUCCGUAGCACAGAGCAAUGGUGGUGGUUCGGGUAUUGACUCAGCCUCUGCGUGCCAGUAGUUCUCAACGGUGAUUGGUGAGGCAAUCGGCAUUUUGGACACUCUAGGGGGGCCAAUGCUGUACUUGUUUUUGCCGUUUUGGGGAGUUCGGAGUCACCUGUGUUUUUUGUUGGCUGGCUCAUGGUUUUGGUAUAUCACAACUUGGUUUUUGUUACGGUAGAUGUAAUGCGUUCUAUAGGAGGCCCAAUUUAUCGUUCUGAUAGGUGUACGACUGAAUCUCGGACUCGGCCAAUCUCUGGCAAAGGCAGCAUUGUAUGGCGAGUCUCAGAUCACUAUGAAUUUACUUUUGCA